AUGGCUGGAUCCAACUUCACUAAGGUGACUCUCUUCAUUCUCUCUGGAUUUACAGAUCACCCUGAAUUACAAGUCAGCCUUUUCUUGCUGUUCCUCUUCAUUUACCUGUUCACUGUUUUGGGGAACCUUGGACUGAUCAUGUUAAUCAGAAUUGACUCUCAGCUUCAUACACCUAUGUACUUUUUCCUUAGCAAUUUAGCAUUCAUUGAUACAUUUUAUUCCUCUACUGUGACACCCAAGACACUUGUCAGUUUCCAAUCCAACCAUAAAACCAUCUCUUUUGUUGGCUGCUUUGUCCAAAUGUACUUUUUUGUUGGUUUUCUGUGUAGUGAGUGUUUUCUUCUGGGAUCAAUGGCCUAUGACCGCUACAUAGCAAUAUGCAAUCCCUUACUCUAUUCAGUAGUCAUGUCUCCAAAAGUGUGUAACUGGCUGGGAGUACUGCCAUAUGCAAUAGGCUUCACAAAUUCUCUGAUAUCCAUCUGUGUGAUAAGUAGUUUAGUGUUCUGUGAUUCUAGUAUCAAUCAUUUUUUCUGUGACACCACGGCUCUUUUGGCCCUGUCUUGCAUAGAUGCAUCCAUUACAGAGAUGGUGAUCUUUGUCUUAGCUGGGUUCACCCUGAUAAGUCCUCUUCUCAUCAUCACAGUCACUUACACUGCCAUCAUCUCUGCCAUCCUGAGGAUCAAGUCUGCAGCAGGCAGGCAGAAAGCCUUCUCCACCUGUGCAUCCCACCUCCUGAGUGUAACCAUCUUCUAUGGGUCCCUGAUUUUCACAUAUCUACAGCCUGAUAACACAUCCUCCCUGACCCAGGCACAGGUGGCAUCUGUGUUCUAUACCAUUGUCAUUCCAAUGCUGAAUCCUCUGAUCUAUAGUCUGAGGAAUAAAGAUGUGAAAAAUGCUUUCCUAAGAGUCAUGCAUAGAAAUCUAUUUCUAUGA
Molecule: messenger RNA, 933 nt
Organism: Choloepus didactylus (southern two-toed sloth)
Lineage: Eukaryota; Metazoa; Chordata; Mammalia; Pilosa; Megalonychidae
Product: olfactory receptor 8I2
Exons: 1
Coding region: 1-933 (310 amino acids)
Biological process (GO): sensory perception of smell; G protein-coupled receptor signaling pathway
Cellular component (GO): membrane
Molecular function (GO): G protein-coupled receptor activity; odorant binding; olfactory receptor activity
Source: RefSeq, a predicted model, not a curated record